Messenger RNA from Laetiporus sulphureus 93-53, 1836 nucleotides. RefSeq lists its product as uncharacterized. The transcript is spliced from 5 exons. Bases 1 to 1836 code for a protein of 611 amino acids. Gene Ontology annotation, molecular function: DNA binding; protein binding. Lineage: Eukaryota; Fungi; Basidiomycota; Agaricomycetes; Polyporales; Laetiporaceae. The record is from RefSeq and is a predicted model, not a curated record.
AUGAGCCGGCCCUGGCUCCCCACCGAGGUCUACGCCCACAUUCUCAGUUUUCUCCCAGCGGCAAAGGAUCUCGCCGAUGAGAGCGUGAAGACGCUCGUUGCAUGCCUUUCUGCCAAUUCUGCCCUGCGAGAUGCCGCGCUCCAUCCGGGACUUUGGGAACCGCACUAUCGCACACGUUACACCGAAUGCGUCGAAGAGCACGAGGCCAAACGGCGCGUUGCGGUGGGUGACAACUGGCAAAAGCUCUACGUCAUGAGGAGAGAGAUCGACCGCCGGGCACUCGCGCUGGUGGACGAGAUCAGGUUGCAGCUGCAAGGCCGGCACGUGAAGGCAAGAGAGUUUGUGAGAAAGUACUCGUUUGAUGCAUGGGAUGCGCUGGAGGUUGAGGCAGAGUUGCCACUGCCGGCAUAUUUCCGUCCAGCAAGCGAUGCGGACAUCGAGGCCGACAUGAACUGGGAGGUGCCACAUGCGUUGCCAAGACGAUACUGGGCGAGGGCGGUAAUGGGUGUCAUCGCUCGGCAUCACACCCUGCAGCUGUGGACACGGCUCUUUUGUUAUAGUGAAGAUGAAGAUGCGAUUCCGUUCGAGGACGCUUUGGCGGGCCUUUCUGCGUUCUUCGAUAAGUCCCCAAGAAGGAUACCUGUGUGGCUCUGUCAGCUGGCGAAUCGUUGUCGGAGAGUGCUGUCUGACGAAGGAUUUGAAUUAAACUCACAGAGCCCCGCAUAUGACCUGAGCGGCCUGUGUGUCCGAAUACGUGGUAUCCUUUGGGAUCUAGGACAUGACUUCUACAAUUUGAUCAACCAAUUUCCUCAUUCUCUGAUGGGUGAGGGUCCACGGAGAACUAUUCCAAUGUCUUUGAUGUACAUCUUCGUGUCAAUCUGUCAAAGACUCGGCAUUCGAGCCGCGCCGACAGACUGCCCUGGCAAGGUCCUAUGUCACAUCACCCCUCCCGACUCACGAAUGGGCGAGCUGCUCUUUGACCUCUGUAACAAUACUUCUCCGUACGUUUUUCAUAGCUGGGACCCGCCAAGCAUGCUGCUCGAAGUCGGACUCCCUGCCGACGCGUCCCCGGACCUCGUCCGUCCAUGUCGAGUGGGUGCAACUUUGCGCCGCGCUGCGAUGAAUAUCAUGUCGGUGCACCGGAACCAGCUGGAUUCGACAAGUCCUUUUAGCGAGCGCUUGGCGUGGUGCAGCUACGGGGCGUCCUGUAUCUUCCUGCUGCACUCGCGUGGCAAUGAAAUCUGGCCGUAUACGCUGGAUUCGAAACCAUUGGACGCACUGGUGGUACUGACGGACGUGGUAUGCCCCGCGCUGGUGCCUGAGAAGCAGGCGUACUUGGAAAAGCGCUGCACGGAGCUCGUGAGGUCGGAUGACGAGUUUGCGAAGACGUUGUGGCCGCGCUCGCAGUAUUCAAACGUGACGUUCUUCGUUGGUUUGGUCGUGCAGCACGUGCGGUAUAAGUAUGUGGGGUGUAUCAUUGGGUGGCACGUAAAUCUUACUUCUGCAAUGGAGGUACAACGCUUCGGCAAUAACUGGGAACAGCCCUUCUACUGGAUUAUCACCAUCAAUGGAGCCAAAGGAUAUGUAGCUGAGAGCGAUCUGACGCCUGUACGACUCGACAGAAGCAUCGCGCGGUGCAUGUUCGAAAGCCGGACGAUAUUCGGGCGGUUUUUCGAGGACGUCGAAAUGAAUGAGUCGCAGCACCGCGGGAGGUUGCUACCUAGCGAGGAGCUGCAGACACUCUUUCCCGAAGAUGACAGCGCGGGAGCGUUGUGGAUUGCAACGGGCAUGGCGGACAAGGGAAAGCCGGUGAUUAGGCCGCUGCGAUAUUAUUAG